Messenger RNA from Magallana angulata, 1528 nucleotides. RefSeq lists its product as uncharacterized. The transcript is spliced from 4 exons. The coding region runs from base 33 to 497 and encodes 154 amino acids. The record is from RefSeq and is a predicted model, not a curated record. NCBI's taxonomy places the organism in Eukaryota, Metazoa, Mollusca, Bivalvia, Ostreida, Ostreidae.
UGUACUUUACGUUGUCUAGGAGGCCCUGCAGCAUGGCAUCUUUAAGGAUUCUUCUCGGCAGUCUUGCAUUACUUGGUAUCCCGGCGUUUGUAUUUUGUGGUGAGUGCUGCAAGGCCCAUUAUGACCUCCGCUUACAAUACAAUGAUGAGAAGUGGUGCAGCAACUAUUGUUGCGAUCAGAUAGUGAAGUUUGACUGUUGCGACAAUGGCCUUUUACAAGUACCAUCUAGUGAGAGAACCGACUACUGUGUUGAUUAUUUCCACAGUAAUGGGUGGGCGGCUGCACUGAUCGUCAUAGGAAGCAUCGCCCUGAUUGUUGGUCUGUGUGUCUGUUGCUGUAAAGCAUGUUGUUGUAGGAGCCAGUCGGUGGGCGUGCAAGGAGCCAACCCAGGUGUUACUGUGGUCAAUUCCGCGAUGCAGCAGACAGUGAAUCCAAACCACACGGUGCAGCAACAGCCGGGGUAUCCCGUGAACCAGGUCCCGAGCUACCCAGCCUAGACGGAUUUUUCCUCCCAAAGUGAUCAGCUAGGGAAGACUUUCAGUCACUUGGAACUUUUGUAUGAAACAAGUUUAGCUUUUUAAAAAAGCUUACCGUCUUUAGAGCAAACUCUUAACAGCAAGAAGAUAUCAAAGACAAUUUAAUUAUUUUUUAUAUGAAUGUCGCCUUCUUCUCUAUGCAAUAGCGAGCCUAACUUUUUUUUAAAAUAUGUCCUUUUAAAGCAUGCGUGCUUAAAAUUGAAUUAUUUAUAGCGUGUUAUUUUUUUGAAAUCGACUGUAGCAGGUAAAAAUAGAUCUUAGGAAGGGUUGUAUAACUGUAGUAAAAUCAAAUUUAAUACAACUGCAUUCAGUAUCAUUCAGUUAUACUGAUAUUAGUUUCACCGUUUCUAAUAUACAAACUUGUUUACUGAUAUUAGCCAUACCUAAUGAAAUUUCAUUGGUAUUUGUAUAAUCAAAACAAAAAGAAAAGAACAAAUUAUUUCAAGAAAUGUUACAGGAUACUGCUUUAACUAGUUAAAAGAAAUUGAAUGCCCGAAUUUCACUUAGAGCCAUUUUUAUUGUUCUUUCGUUUUCUCACUUUUUAAGAUUUGAAAUCUACGAAAAUUGUUAAGUCGUACGUAAAAACAAUCAUCAGAAAAUUAGCUCCCUUGUGCCGAACAGUAUAUCACCCAAUGAAAUAAUUGUAAAUUUUCACAUCAUGUAUUUUCUACCAAUUACAAAGGAGAGGAAGUGCACAGCCCGGAGACUGUAAAUUAUUUCAACUCUUUAUACCGUCUUCCUUGGAAGACGGUAAUGAAUUGUUUAGUAGUGAAUGAAUAUUGUCAUCUGCCAGUUUAAUAUAUUUAAACUAAUGAAAGUACAUGCAACUGUGUUUUACAAUUCUUUAACCACUUGCAGUUGAUUAUGUUAUGUUUAAUUUCUAUAUUCAUUCGUUUCUUGAUCAUGUAUUGUUGAUUAUUUAAAUUAAUAAUAUUUUUUUACUUUUAUAUGUACUAAGUAGUCUUGGAAUAAUAAACAAUUUAACAAGUGUU